GUGGCCGCCAUUUUAGAUUCUGUGCCGAACUGUAGCUUGGCGCGAGCAAAUGCUGCUGUAUUUUUAGCUCGACAAUAUAAUCAAGUUUAAUGGCCAAUAUGACGGAUAAAGAAGCCGAAAACUUUGAUGAAGCUGCUGAGGAGAGAGUGAUCAAUGAGGAAUAUAAAAUUUGGAAAAAGAACACACCUUUUCUUUAUGAUCUGGUUAUGACACAUGCCUUGGAAUGGCCAAGUCUAACAGCACAGUGGCUAGCUGAUGUCACAAGGCCUGAAGGUAAAGACUAUUCAUUACACAGACUUAUUCUUGGAACUCACACUUCAGAUGAGCAGAAUCAUUUGUUGAUAGCCAGUGUACAGCUCCCUAAUGACAACGCACAGUUUGAUGCUUCACAUUAUGACAGUGAUAAGGGAGAGUUUGGUGGGUUUGGAUCUGUCAGUGGUAAGAUUGAGAUAGAAAUCAAGAUCAACCACGAAGGUGAGGUCAACCGAGCCCGCUACAUGCCACAGAACCCGUGUAUCAUCGCCACCAAGACUCCCUCCAGUGAUGUCUUAGUGUUUGACUACACAAAGCACCCUUCGAAACCUGAUCCAAGUGGAGAAUGUAUCCCAGAAUUGAGGUUGAAAGGUCACCAGAAAGAAGGUUAUGGCUUAUCCUGGAACCCAAACUUAAAUGGUCACUUGUUGAGUGCUUCAGAUGAUCAUACCAUUUGCCUCUGGGACGUGAAUGCUACACAGCGCCAAGAGAGAGUAAUAGAGGCAAUGACAAUAUUCACUGGCCAUACCUCUGUUGUUGAGGAUGUUGCCUGGCAUUUACUUCAUGAAAGUUUAUUUGGUUCAGUCGCUGAUGAUCAGAAGUUAAUGAUCUGGGACACCCGCUCAAAUAACACCAGUAAACCCAGCCACACGGUUGAUGCCCACACAGCGGAGGUCAACUGCCUUUCUUUUAACCCUUACAGUGAAUUUAUUCUAGCCACAGGAUCAGCAGAUAAGACGGUUGCAUUAUGGGAUUUAAGAAAUUUAAAGCUGAAGCUUCAUUCAUUUGAGUCACACAAAGAUGAAAUUUUCCAGGUACAAUGGUCCCCACAUAAUGAAACAAUACUUGCCUCCAGUGGUACUGACAGACGGUUACAUGUUUGGGAUCUCAGCAAAAUUGGAGAGGAGCAGCUACCAGAAGAUGCUGAAGAUGGUCCUCCUGAACUGUUGUUUAUUCAUGGUGGACAUACAGCUAAAAUCUCAGACUUUUCCUGGAACCCUAAUGAGCCCUGGGUCAUCUGUUCUGUAUCUGAAGACAAUAUCAUGCAAGUCUGGCAGAUGGCUGAAAAUAUUUAUAAUGAUGAAGAACCUGACCAGCCAGUUGGAGAACUAGAAGCAGCAACAUCAUAGUGCUACCAGCCAUCUUUUUAUUCAUGUUGAAUCAUCCCUUCUGUCCCUCACAUUACUGGCUCAUUCUUUUCAUGCAUUGAUGUAUUAUUAUCAUUUUAUACUAUCAUUAUUGGUAUUUUGUCAUUUUUUUAAUUAUUUUUUUUUUGAGUUUCAAGUUAAACACCUAAAAAUAAAUUAUUAUUUUUUUGACAAUUAUCUUGUAAGGUCACUUGCUUUAUAGUUCAAAUUCAGUUUAUUUAGAGAAGUUGAACAAAAGCUUUUUUAUAAUUUGAAUGUUUUCAGAUGAAUUGACGAAUCUGAGAAAAGCAAAAUGUUAAUGUCAGCUCUGUAAUUACUGUUGAACAAAACAAAUUUUAUUUAAAUGUUUCUAUAUGAUACUGUACAUAACACUCAAACCCUAUGGGAAAAGGAAUGGAACUUAAACUCUGGACCGGCAUCACGUUUUAAAUAUUAUUUGUUUUACAUUGUGUUGAACCAUAAAUAGCAAUUCUUGAAUGAGGUUUUGUUUCCUCUGUAUUGCACUAUCUACAAAUGUUACCACUUAGUCGGAACGGUGUAGAUUUCAUCUCAGAAUUCUGAAAAAAUGUGUCUCGUAAAACUAGGUGGAACAAUUUUUUUUGAGAUGUCCUCUUGCUUUGGUAGGGGAGGGGAGAGAGAGAGAGAGAAAGUACAAUUAUUUUUUUACCGAAAGACAUUGAUAUUUCUGUUCACAUUGAGUAGAUACCCUUGCAAUCAUCCCUUCAACUCAAAACUAAUCAUUGGCCUCUUGUCAAAACAUUGUUGGGGGUUAAUGAUAAUU
Biomphalaria glabrata is the source of this 2181-nucleotide messenger RNA. Its product is annotated as histone-binding protein RBBP4. NCBI's taxonomy places the organism in Eukaryota, Metazoa, Mollusca, Gastropoda, Planorbidae. Gene Ontology annotation, cellular component: NuRD complex; ESC/E(Z) complex; nucleus. Bases 90 to 1382 code for a protein of 430 amino acids. Gene Ontology annotation, biological process: regulation of gene expression. The record is from RefSeq and is a predicted model, not a curated record. Gene Ontology annotation, molecular function: histone binding. The transcript has 15 exons.